AACAUCCGCCAUCUUGAAUUUUCUCCCCAUGUCAUAGGGAACUCGGCGGACGUAACAGCUGUGAGUGCGUCUCACUGCUUAUCCCUAACUCUUUUUUUAAACAUUAAAUAGUUCGGACACAAACGCACAUUUAUUCAACAAAAUAAAAAUAAAACAAUAUUCCGCAAGCACCGUUUUAGGAAGUGUGUAAAAACAAAAUAUUUUAUAAAGUGAGGAGAGUGGGACGAGGCGGGAAAUCAAUAAGCUGUUGGUUGGAUCGUCGGGUGGUGCGAAAGUUACAGCAGCGGAUCACUGUUACACCAAAUCGUACACAGCGACAUAAAAAAAUAAUAUUACCAUUUACUGCAGAACGAAUAUAAGAUGGCUGGUGGUGGUGAUCCGAAAUGGCAGAAAGAUGCGUCGGAUCAGAAUUUCGACUACAUGUUCAAACUCCUCAUCAUUGGCAACAGUUCUGUAGGAAAAACCAGUUUUCUAUUCCGUUACGCGGAUGACUCAUUCACAUCAGCAUUCGUAUCGACGGUGGGGAUCGAUUUCAAGGUGAAGACGGUCUUUCGCCACGACAAACGCGUUAAACUUCAGAUAUGGGAUACUGCAGGACAAGAGCGUUACCGGACUAUUACAACGGCAUACUACCGAGGAGCCAUGGGUUUCAUCCUCAUGUAUGACAUCACUAAUGAGGAGAGUUUCAACAGCGUACAAGAUUGGGUGACGCAAAUAAAGACAUAUUCAUGGGACAAUGCGCAAGUGAUCCUGGUGGGCAACAAGUGCGACAUGGAAGAGGAGCGUGUGGUGAGCGCGGAGCGCGGCCGGCAGUUAGCUGAGCAACUAGGCGUCGAGUUCUACGAGACCAGUGCUAAGGAGAACAUCAAUGUUAAGUCUGUGUUCGAGCGCCUGGUGGACAUAAUAUGCGACAAAAUGUCCGAGAGCUUGGACUCUGAGCCGGCCAUGCUUGCCGGAGGGGCCCGCGGCCAGCGCCUCACGGAGCAGCCACAAGGGAACACGACCAGCAACUGCAACUGUUAAUGUACUGUCAAUUUUAACUGGGCUAUGGCUUGGGAAGGAGCUGUUGAAUCUGUAGCGUUUAGCACUCGUGGUAGACGCGGUCGUAAAACUAAUAAGUCAAUAUCAGCGUGCACAAAAUCCAA
Molecule: messenger RNA, 1145 nt
Organism: Cydia amplana
Lineage: Eukaryota; Metazoa; Arthropoda; Insecta; Lepidoptera; Tortricidae
Gene: Rab3
Product: ras-related protein Rab-3
Exons: 7
Coding region: 361-1023 (220 amino acids)
Biological process (GO): protein localization to plasma membrane; protein secretion; regulation of exocytosis
Cellular component (GO): endosome; plasma membrane; synaptic vesicle
Molecular function (GO): GTP binding; myosin V binding; GTPase activity
Source: RefSeq, a predicted model, not a curated record